GGCACAUCUUCGGACGAAUGUGGAGUGCCUCAGUGUGGUACCCAAAAGACGAGUUGAGGGGAAGUAUAAGUAUCACAACGACCACCGGCAAAAAAGGAAUCACCACCACCAUCACAUUCAUUCAGUCUUUCGUUGCUUGAAGCAUCCACUUUCGCUACCUCUUUCAGAGACUUACAUUCUUUAUACAUACUUUGCCAAAGCAUCCUCUUUCGACUUUCCAAUUUCGAUCAACCAACUCAAUCGUCAACAUGAAGUUCUCCAUCGCCAUCGUUGCUGCCAUCACUGGCUUUGCCGCCGCCGGCCCUGCCGCUGUCACUCCCAGCGAGUUCUCCUCCUUCGCCAAGCGCGCCUCCCUCCCGAUCCCCGCUUCCAAGGGCUCCGUCACCUACAAGGCGCCCCAGCAAGUCAGCGGAACUUUCGAUGGUGGCAUGAAGACCUACGGCCGUGGUGCUAGCUGCACUGGUCAGGUCGAGGGCGGUGACAAGGACGCUGUCUUCCUCAUCAAGAACGGCGGAACUCUUAAGAACGCUAUCAUCGGAAAGGACCAGAUUGAGGGCGUCCACUGCGAGGGAUCCUGCACCAUCGAGAACGUCUGGUGGGUCGACGUUUGCGAGGAUGCGCUUUCCCUCAAGGGUGACGGAAACGCCAUGAUCAAGGGCGGAGGCGCCCAGUCCGCUGAUGACAAGGUCAUCCAGCACAACGGAAAGGGCACGGUCACCAUUGACGGCUUCACCGUCAUGAACUUCGGCAAGCUCUACCGUGCCUGCGGUAACUGCAAGAACAGCGUCGCCCGCUCCGUCGUCAUCAAGAACGUCAAGGCCUACAACGGAAAGGUCCUCGCUGGUAUCAACCCCAACUUCGGCGGUACCGCUACCAUCUCCGGCACCUGCGCUACUUCCGUCAAGACCAUCUGCGAGGAGUUCCAGGGUACCAAGCCCGGCUCUGAGCCCAAGUCUGUCUCCAAGGGCCCCUCCAACAACUGCAAGUACACUGCCUCCGCUAUCAAGUCUUGCUAGACGAGUACUUCGA
Molecule: messenger RNA, 1029 nt
Organism: Alternaria rosae
Lineage: Eukaryota; Fungi; Ascomycota; Dothideomycetes; Pleosporales; Pleosporaceae
Product: pectate lyase precursor
Exons: 3
Coding region: 249-1016 (255 amino acids)
Biological process (GO): pectin catabolic process
Cellular component (GO): extracellular region
Molecular function (GO): pectate lyase activity
Source: RefSeq, a predicted model, not a curated record